AUGAAGUCGCUCCGUGAGAAGUUGAAAGACACCAAGCUCUACGAUGUCAAGGUUGGAGCUAUUCACACCAAGAACAAGCUCGGCAAGGUAGGCAACUUGUUCAACCGGAAUCAUCGCCACGACGAAGCGCAUGAGAAAGCCACCGACGAGAAGCGCACCAAAAUCUGCGAGUCGCAUCGAUUCAAGUCAUUCUUUCCUGAGCGACCCAACAACAAGAUCAAAUGGUAUGUCGACGGACGCGAUUACUUCUGGGCUGUCUCUGUUGCCCUCGAGAACGCCAAAGAGACCAUCUACAUUGCCGACUGGUGGCUCUCCCCGGAAUUGUUUCUUCGCCGCCCGCCCUACUUCAACCAGGAAUGGCGACUCGACAUGAUCCUCAAGCGUGCGGCUGAGAGAGGCGUACAAAUCUAUGUCACUGUCUACAAAGAAGUUCAACAGGCUUUGACAUGUAACUCUGCACAUACGAAACACGCUCUCCGCGCCUUGUGUCCUGAAGGAACACCAGGUCAUGGCAACAUUCACAUCCAGCGACAUCCCGACCACAACCUCUUUGAGAACCUCGGUGACAUGACUUUCUACUGGGCACAUCACGAGAAGUUCAUUGUCGUUGACUACGAGCUUGCCUUCAUCGGUGGUCUGGAUAUGUGCUACGGUCGUUGGGAUGUCAGACAUCACGCUUUGGCUGAUGUGCAUCCCUCGGGCGUACAGAACGAAAUUUGGCCCGGUCAGGACUUCAACAAUAACCGCAUCAUGGACUUUCAUACUGUCACAGACUGGAUGAACAACGAGCUCAACAAGACUGACUUCGGACGCAUGCCGUGGCAUGAUGUUGCGAUGGCCGUGAUUGGCGACUGCGUGGUCGACAUUGCCGAACACUUCGUCCUGCGUUGGAAUCAUGUCAAACGAGACAAAUAUAAGCGAGACGAGAAGACGAACUGGCUGCUGAUGGAGACUCGUGGCAACAAGGCCGGGACAAACCCGGAUGAAGAUCUCAUCGCUGUUCAGCGACCCAAGCACCCUGUUGGUGAUUACGUCGAGCACCCUCUCAGUCCACUGCAAACCAAGGCACUCGGCAAUCAGGGCACCGUGCACGCGCAGUUAGUCCGCAGCAGUGAUGAUUGGUCAAGCGGCAUCCUCAACGAUCAAUCGAUCCAGAAUGCCUACAAGGAGGUCAUCGAGAACGCCCAGCAUUACGUCUACAUCGAAAAUCAGUUUUUUAUCACAGCAACUGGCGAGAACCAAGCUCCAAUCCAGAACACCAUAGGUCGUGCAAUCGCAGAUGCAUGCAUUCGCGCAGCUAGAGAGGGCCGCAAGUUCCGUGUCAUCAUUGUCAUUCCAGCCAUUCCAGGCUUUGCAGGUGAUCUCAGAGAAGACGCCGCUAUUGGCACUCGCGCCAUCAUGGAUUACCAGUACAAGUCAAUCAACCGUGGCGAGCACAGCAUCAUGGGCCAAAUCAGAGCCGCCGGCUUCGAUCCCACACAGCACAUCUUUGUCUUCAACCUCCGCGCCUUCGACCGAAUCAACAAGACACCCGGCCUUAUUCAACAAGAAAAGGACUCCGGCGUUACCCGAAGAAAUAAUGGGCUCCGGCAUUCACGCUACGACGACGAGGACACCGAAAAGGACGCCAAAGACCAACAGCACACGCGCAUUGGCGACGACGAGCGCCAAAACAUCAUCGACCGCAAACGCCGCUUUGAAGCCGCGCGCAAGAACAUCGACGCCGAAGACCCAAUCCACUCCGCGGACAGCGUGGCCGAAGACCUCAUGGCCCGUGGCGGCCUCGUCUCCGAAGAGCCCUGGGAAGGCGAGAUCGAAGACGAAAAACACAACUUCGUCCAAGAAGAGCUCUACAUCCACGCCAAGCUCCUCAUCGUCGACGACCGCACCGUGAUCUGCGGCUCAAGCAACCUGAACGACCGUUCCCAACUCGGCAGCCACGAUUCCGAACUCUCCAUCGUCAUGACCGACACCCGCAUGAUGGACUCAACCAUGGACGGCCAGCCCUACCAAGCCGGCUACCACGCCGCCACCCUCCGUCGGCACCUCUGGCGCGAGCACCUCGGCAUGAUCGAAGCGCAAGAACUCGACGCGAAAAACGACCCCAACGCUCAACCCCCCACCGUCGCCAUGAACGAGACCUACUCUGGCGAAGAAUGGGAAUUCGUCGCAGACCCUCUCGGCGACGCCGUCUGGGAGAAAUGGUGCCACCAGGCGACCGUCAACACGAACCAAUACCGCUAUAUGUUCCGCGCCGAUCCCGAUGACAAUAUUACCACCUGGGACGAGUACGAUCAUUUCGCGCCGAGGAAGACGAUCAAGCAGGGCCAUCUGCAUGAUCCGUACAUGCCGGCGGCGAAAGUGAGGGAGGAGUUGGAUAAGAUUCGCGGGCAUCUCGUGUGGAUGCCGUUGAAGUUCUUGGAGAAGGAGGAGAUGGCGGAGAAGGGGUUGCAGGUUAACGCGUAUACUGAGAGUGUCUACACGUGA
This is a messenger RNA of Cyphellophora attinorum, 2487 nucleotides long. RefSeq names its product Phospholipase D1. Gene Ontology annotation, biological process: intracellular signal transduction; cell motility; phosphatidic acid biosynthetic process. NCBI's taxonomy places the organism in Eukaryota, Fungi, Ascomycota, Eurotiomycetes, Chaetothyriales, Cyphellophoraceae. Gene Ontology annotation, molecular function: D-type glycerophospholipase activity. The transcript has 5 exons. The record is from RefSeq and is a predicted model, not a curated record. The coding region runs from base 1 to 2487 and encodes 828 amino acids.